GUCUCGUGAAAUACGACUCGGGAUACAUAUUUAAGUGUCGAGCGGCCUGAUUGAUUGAUCUCGACGCGCUUGACGUAGCCCCACGUGGGCGGGUUCAUCAAAAUGGGCCGGCGUGACGUCAUCGCAUGACGACAGUAUUUGACAAGGCAAUUCCGAAGAAACGGGAAUUGUAGGUUUACGGCAAAGCGCGUGCCCGUGCGCGCGCGUGUGCGCGCGUGUGUGUUGGUAGCGGCGGUGGUGGGAACGGCAGCCAAGAUGGCGGCGCUGAAAGAGGAGCGGAGCUACGGGCUGUCCUGUGGAAGAGUGAGCAACGGCAGUAAUGUGUCCGUCUUCCACGUUAAACUCACUGACAGCGCGCUGAGGGCCUUCGAGGGUUACCGGGGCGGCAAGGUCCUGUCAUCGCAACCAUUGAUCACAUUUAAUGGAAACCAGGGGAAAAUUUCAAUACCACGGUCAGGAAAUUCCAAUGAACUCCACGCAUUUACUUUCUACCUGUCUAACGUGGGCAGAGACAACCCGCAGGGCAGCUUCGACUGCAUCCAGCAGUACAUCACCAGCGAGGGUAGCAUUCAGCUGGAUUGUUUGGGCGCCAUCCAAGACAAAAUUACUGUAUGUGCCACAGACGAGUCUUACCAGAAGGCCAGAGAAAGCAUGGCUCAGGUCGAGGAGGAGACGCGCAGCAGGGGUGCGAUUGUCAUCAAGCCUGGCGGCAGAUUCGUUGGUAAAAGGGUUCAAAUUCGAAAACCAGUGUCAGCCUUGUCGGACGUGGCCCCCUCCCGCAGGACUUCUCGGCCGGUCAUCAUUUCCAGCAGCGCGGUCAAGAAAGCAAGCACUCAGCACAGGCCGCUCAGAGAGCGCCUGGUCCACCUGCUGGCCCUCAAGCCUUACAAGAAGCCCGAGCUGCUCCUGAGGUUGCAGAAAGAUGGCCUCUUGCAGUCAGACAAAGACUCUCUGGACAGCCACCUGCAACAGGUGGCAAACCAAAACGGGAAAGAUAAUACCCUCACAUUAAAAGACUUUGUAUACAAGGAAGUUCAUAAAGACUGGCCUGGAUAUACGGAAGGAGACCAGCAGCUUCUUAAGAGAAUCUUAUUCAGGAAGCAGUGCCAGCCUCAGAACAAUGCUGCUGCUCCACCAGAGAGCCCACCCAAGGAGUUAGCCGGCAGCUCGACGUCUCCGAAACGUCCAGCUGCAGAUUUCAUUGACCCCCUUGCCAAUAAGAAGCCAAGGAUAUCGCACCUUGCCAGCAAAGCUGCACCAAGUCCAAUCAACGGCAAGCUCAGCUCUUCCAACGUCAAAGGGGAGGCAGGUGGGGCGCAGCCAGGAUUCGGCGCUCCCCUGUCAGACAGCGCCCUGUCAUCCAGUUCGCAGCCGCUCCCCUUGCUGGACAUUCCCCGACCAUUUGAAGCGCUGUCGGACGUCAGCAAUGACUCAAGCCACAAUGGCCGAGAAUGCGACGCCCAGGAAACGGCAGCAGAGAGGCUCGGCCAAGUGCCUUCGCUUCCUUUGGUGACGACCGUACCCGUCAUCAGCGCAUCUCCCACACCUCUUUCACGCGGCGAGAGUCCGUCAGCCACCACUGUCAGCAAAAAGCCGAAGAAGAAGUCCAAGAAGCAUAAAGAAAAGGACAAGAAAGAUAAGGGGAGAGCCAAAGGCCAAGAGGAAAAGGAGAGGAAGAGUCCACACACAGUGCCUGAGCCUGACAGAAACUGCGGGAUGAGUCCAGAAAAACUCAAAAGCAACAGUAUUCCAAUCAAAAGCACAACUCUCAAUGGGAUGUGCAAAAGUACCAGUAUUUCAUCAUCACCAGAGGUGGCGGACUACUUAUUGAAGUACACAGUGAUCAUGUCUGCAGAGCAGCGUCAGAAGUAUAAAAACGACUUCAACUCAGAGUACAGCGAGUACCGAGGCCUGCAUGCUCGUAUUGAAAGUAUCACCAGGCACUUCACUGAGCUGGAUAAUGAGCUAAAGAAGCUCCAACAAGGCACAGAAAAGUACAAGACAAUCCACAAUCAGAUACUCCAAGAGUAUCAUAAUAUUAAAAAGAUCAAUCCCCUCUACAGCCAAGAGAAAAACCGCUGUGAAUAUCUUCACAACAAACUGGCACAUAUCAAAAGAGUCAUCGGCGAGUACGAUCAACAGCAACUCUGAAAGUAGAAGUUCUUAUUUGGACAAGGGGGGUACUUUUUUUUUUUUUUUUUUUUUUUUUUUUGGGACAAGGAGGCUCCAUCUAGGCCAAAGGAUCACAUUAGGACUCGAAGAAGGACACGGAAUCUUUGUCCUCUUUUCUUUUCGUUGGGAAAGUUGCCGGUGCAGGUUCUUUUGAGGCUUUUUUUUUUUUUUUUUUUUUUUUU
Syngnathoides biaculeatus (alligator pipefish) is the source of this 2354-nucleotide messenger RNA. RefSeq names its product elongation factor RNA polymerase II (gene ell). Lineage: Eukaryota; Metazoa; Chordata; Actinopteri; Syngnathiformes; Syngnathidae. Gene Ontology annotation, cellular component: transcription elongation factor complex. Gene Ontology annotation, biological process: positive regulation of transcription elongation by RNA polymerase II; transcription elongation by RNA polymerase II; snRNA transcription by RNA polymerase II. The record is from RefSeq and is a predicted model, not a curated record. Gene Ontology annotation, molecular function: cis-regulatory region sequence-specific DNA binding. The transcript is spliced from 12 exons. Bases 256 to 2151 code for a protein of 631 amino acids.